GCGUCGAGGGCGCGAGGGUCGCCCCGCCGGCCGCGGAGAGCCCGAGAGCCCGAGAGCCCGAGAGCCCGAGCAGCAGGGCUGUGAUCUCAUCGAUACCCAGCUACAAAGAGCCACAGAACUUAGUUCCGGUCCUCAGCAGAUGGGCAUCAGCAGCACCUACUAGCCAGCAAGAUGGAGACCACGCCCCUAAGUUCCCAGAAGGAGCCGGCCGUGGGCAUGGAUGGAGAUGAUUGUCAGGAGAACGGAGUUCUACAGAAGGGUGUCCCUGGCCCUGGGGACAAGGCAGAGCCAGGCCAAAUCUCCAAUGGUUACUCAGCGGUUCCCAGCCCGGGUGCAGGAGAUGGCGUUCAGCACUCUGCCCCCACGGCCACCACUGCCCUAGUGGCUGAGUCUCAGCCUGGGGAGCGGGAGACAUGGGGCAAGAAGGUGGAUUUCCUCCUCUCAGUUAUUGGCUACGCCGUGGACCUGGGCAACGUCUGGCGCUUUCCCUACAUCUGUUACCAGAAUGGAGGGGGUGCCUUCCUCCUCCCUUACACCAUCAUGGCCAUUUUUGGAGGAAUCCCUCUCUUCUACAUGGAGCUUGCACUGGGCCAGUAUCAUCGAAAUGGCUGCAUUUCCGUAUGGAAGAAAAUCUGCCCCAUCUUCAAAGGCAUUGGCUAUGCCAUCUGCAUCAUCGCCUUCUAUAUCGCCUCCUACUACAACACCAUCAUGGCCUGGGCGCUUUACUACCUCAUCUCCUCCUUCACCGACCGGCUGCCCUGGACCAGCUGCCAGAAUGCCUGGAACACAGGCAACUGCACCAACUAUUUCUCAGAGGGCAAUGUCACCUGGACGCUGCACUCCACAUCCCCUGCGGAGGAAUUUUACACGCGCCACGUCCUGCAGAUCCAUCGGUCUAAGGGGCUCCAAGACCUGGGGGGCAUCAGCUGGCAGCUUGCCCUCUGCAUCAUGCUGAUCUUCACGGUGAUCUACUUCAGCAUCUGGAAAGGCGUCAAAACUUCUGGCAAGGUGGUGUGGGUGACGGCCACCUUUCCUUACAUCAUUCUCUGCAUCCUGCUGCUAAGGGGUGCCACCCUCCCCGGGGCCUGGAGGGGCGUCCUCUUCUACUUGAAACCCAACUGGCAGAAGCUCCUGGAGACAGGGGUGUGGGUGGAUGCAGCUGCUCAGAUUUUCUUCUCUCUUGGUCCUGGCUUCGGGGUCCUCCUGGCUUUUGCUAGCUACAACAAAUUCAACAACAACUGCUACCAAGACGCUUUGGUGACCAGUGCGGUGAACUGCGUGACAAGCUUCAUUUCCGGAUUUGUCAUUUUCACGGUGCUUGGGUAUAUGGCUGAGAUGAGAAAUGAAGACGUGUCUGAAGUGGCCAAAGAUGCAGGCCCCAGCCUCCUCUUCAUCACCUACGCCGAGGCCAUAGCCAACAUGCCAGCAUCCACCUUCUUUGCCAUCAUCUUCUUCCUGAUGCUGAUUACACUGGGUCUGGACAGCACAUUUGCAGGCUUGGAGGGUGUCAUCACUGCUGUGCUUGACGAGUUCCCACACAUCUGGUCCAAGCGCAGGGAGUGGUUUGUGCUUGCUGUGGUCAUUACCUGCUUCUUUGGAUCCCUGGUCACCCUGACUUUUGGUGGCGCGUACGUGGUGAAGCUGUUGGAGGAGUAUGCCACGGGACCCGCAGUGCUCACCGUCGUGCUGAUAGAGGCCAUUGCUGUGUUUUGGUUCUAUGGCCUGACUCAGUUCUGCAGUGAUGUGAAGGAAAUGCUAGGCUUCAGCCCUGGAUGGUUCUGGAGGAUCUGCUGGGUUGCCAUCAGCCCCCUGUUUCUCUUGUUCAUCAUUUGCAGUUUUUUGAUGAGCCCACCACAGCUACGACUUUUCCAGUAUAAUUACCCUCACUGGAGCAUCAUACUAGGCUACUGCAUAGGGACCUCCUCUUUCAUCUGCAUCCCCACGUACAUAAUGUACCGGCUAAUCACCACUCCAGGGACACUGAAGGAGCGUAUUAUUAAAAGUAUCACCCCAGAAACACCAACGGAAAUUCCCUGUGGGGACAUCCGCCUGAACGUCGUGUGAGACUCUCUGAGGAAAGGGUGUCUCAAUGGCUCUUCCUCCAGAAUUGUCACCUUCUCUCCUUGAAACUCAUGGAUUUCCAAGGAAGCCCUACAACGAAAGGACCAUCCUCAUAGAGACACAAUCCCCAAAGACAAUGGGGCCCAGACUCCUGUGGCCUCUCACCCCUGAAAUCUCCUGGACAUAUCACGUUAGACUUUGUGACAAAGAUGACCCGGCAUAUUCUGCAUAUGCAAGGGGGUGUAUGGAGGUGUGAAAACCACCAUAUAAUCCAUUAGAGUUAGGUUUAGAAUCAAGUCUGUGAAAGUCUCCUGUAUCAUUUCUUGUUACAGUCACUGGUAUUUAACCUUUGCUUUGAAAGUUUUCACUGUCCAUGGAUGCAUAAACUAUGUAGGCACAAAGAGGGAUGCUUCUUGUUAGCCAUAUAUUUUCUGAGUAGCAUAAAAUUCUAUAGCUGGAAUCUACUAGAACCCUUUACCCUGUGUGCUGCUGUGGAAUCAGGAGAGAAAGAUGUAAGAAAAUAAACUGAAAAAUA
Sorex fumeus (smoky shrew) is the source of this 2596-nucleotide messenger RNA. It is a transcript of the gene SLC6A4, whose product is annotated as solute carrier family 6 member 4. The transcript has 14 exons. Gene Ontology annotation, cellular component: neuron projection; plasma membrane. Gene Ontology annotation, molecular function: serotonin:sodium:chloride symporter activity; serotonin binding. Gene Ontology annotation, biological process: sodium ion transmembrane transport; serotonin uptake. The coding region runs from base 172 to 2064 and encodes 630 amino acids. The record is from RefSeq and is a predicted model, not a curated record. NCBI's taxonomy places the organism in Eukaryota, Metazoa, Chordata, Mammalia, Eulipotyphla, Soricidae.